This is a messenger RNA of Saccostrea cuccullata (small rock oyster), 5739 nucleotides long. RefSeq lists its product as uncharacterized. Lineage: Eukaryota; Metazoa; Mollusca; Bivalvia; Ostreida; Ostreidae. The coding region runs from base 1 to 5739 and encodes 1912 amino acids. The record is from RefSeq and is a predicted model, not a curated record. The transcript has 5 exons. Gene Ontology annotation, molecular function: DNA helicase activity. Gene Ontology annotation, biological process: telomere maintenance; DNA repair.
AUGCGACAAAAUGUUGAAUCAAGAGAAAGAGAAAAAGAACUGGAUAAAACUGCAAGAAAAUUAAAACGACAAAAUUAUGAUGUUAAAGACAAGGAGAACAAAAGGGAAACAACUGCAAGGAAAAUUAAAAGACAAAAUGAUGAAGUGAGGGAAAAAGAAAAAGAACUGGAUAAAUCUGCAAGAAAAUUAAAACGUCAAAAUGUUGAAUCAAGAGGAAGAGAAAAAGAACUGGAUAAAACUGCAAGAAAAUUAAAACGACAAAAUUAUGAUGUUAAAGACAAGGAGAACAAAAGGGAAACAACUGCAAGGAAAACUAAAAGACAAAAUGAUGAAGUGAGGGAAAAAGAAAAAGAACUGGAUAAAUCUGCAAGAAAAUUAAAACACAAGGAGAACAAAAGGGAAACAACUGCAAGGAAAACUAAAAGACAAAAUGAUGAAGUGAGGGAAAAAGAAAAAGAACUGGAUAAAUCUGCAAGAAAAUUAAAACGACAAAAUUAUGAUGUUAAAGACAAGGAGAACAAAAGGGAAACAACUGCAAGGAAAAUUAAAAGACAGAAUGAUGAAGUAAGAGAGAAAGAAAGAAAACUUGACAAGACUGCAAGAAAGUUGAAAAGAUUAGAUUGUGAAGUAAAACAAAAAGAAAAUGAAGGAAAUAGAAUUUCAAAAAGCAAGAGUAGGGAAGAUCCUCUUGUUCUUGAAAAAGAACGAAUAAAGAAGCAAACUAAACGCAGUGAUUGUUCGUACAGGCAAAAUGAGAGGUUGGACGAUAAACAAAGAAAAGGAGAAAAAAGAAAGAAUAAAGAAUAUUGCAACAAGGAAAAUGAAAGAAUUAGACAAAGACAGUUUGGAAUAAAUGUACAGGAUUGCAUUCACAAUUUUCAUGAACAGAUUAAGCAUGGUCCAGUUUUUGUGUGCUCAUGUUGUCAUCAAACAUGGUUUAAAGAAAGUGUUUUAAAAGUAGAAAAUACUAAACUUGAUGACACAAGUAAAAGCAAAUAUCUUACUUGUAUUACUUCUGUUGAUAAUGCAGAAUGGAUUUGUAAGACUUGCUAUUCUUCAGUUAGAGAAGGAAAAAUCCCAAAGCUAUCUGUUCUCAAUGGUAUGAUAUGGCCUCCCAAGCCAAGAGAAUUAGACUUAUUUUCAUUAGAAGAGAGACUCAUAUCACUUCGAAUCCCCUUUAUGCAGAUUAGGGAGUUGCCAAGAGGUGGACAAUAUUCUGUCAAAGGAAAUGUUGUGAAUGUUCCUGUAGAUAUUCAACCUACUGUUAAUAGCUUGCCUAGAAAGAUGGAUGAAAAUAUCACAAUUCCUGUUAAGUUGAAAAAAAAGUUGUCUUACCAAAAAUGUGAUUAUCAUGAAAAUGUACGACCAACAAAAGUACUGAUUGCAUUACAUUGGCUUUUGAACAACAGUGACUUUUACAAGAAUGCAAACAUUAAUGUUGAUGAUAGCUGGUUUCAAGAAAUCACAUCUUCUGCAAAUGAAAUUGUUCAAGAACUAGUGCAAACACAAGCAAAAAGAGAUCAAAGUACUAGUAAUCUUGAGACCGACGAAGACAAUGAUGACGAUGAGUAUUGUGAAGUAGACGGAGUUGGUAGAGAUGGUAAUUGUGAUACUCUUUUAGAUGAUGCUUCACGAGACAUGAAUCAGAUUUACACCUUUGCUCCAGGAGAAGGUCAACGCCCCCUUAGUUUAUAUCAAGAUCAGAUUGCAGAAUAUUUAUCAUUUCCUACAAUAUUUUGUGGAAAGGGAAGAUUACAAGACGAUGAAAGACAAGUACGUGUCUCGUAUGCAGAUAUAGCUAAAUGGGAAUUGAGAAGUGUUGAUAGACGUGCAGCCCAGUCUGUUCCAAAUUUGUUUUUUAAGUUGAAAAAAAUACAAAUGAAACAAGUUACAGAUAAAUGCAACCUGGCUCUUCGGAAAUGCAAAACCAAAGGAAGAUCUAUCACAGCAAAUGAAAUUAAAAAUCCUGAACAUGUGAAUAGCCUUGUUAGACAUGAUGAAGGUUUUUUUGUGUUUAGACAGUUACGAAAUUCACCUGCAUAUCUUGAAACAAGAAAAAAGGAUGUAUUUGCAAUGAUAAGACAAUUGGGUUUACCAACAUGGUUUAUGUCUCUGUCUGCUGCAGAUACAAGAUGGAAUGAUCUCAUUAGAGCACUUGGAGUGUUAAAUGAUGGAAAGGAAUACACUGAUGAAGAAAUCGACAACAUGACUUGGUUUGAAAAAUCAAAACUAGUACAGAAGGAUCCUAUUACAUGCACUAGAUACUUUGAUCAUAGAUUCCGUAUGUUCAUGAAUUCAGUAUUGAGAAGUGACCACCAUCCAAUUGGUGUUGUGAAAGACUUCUUUUAUAGAAUUGAAUUUCAGCAAAGAGGGUCACCACAUGUUCAUAUGAUUGUUUGGAUAGAAAAUGCACCAAAAUAUCAUGAAAAUAAUGAACAAGAGGUAGUGAAUUAUGUAGAUAAUUACUUGAAAUGUGAAAAGAAUGAAGAUGAUUUGACUAGCUUACAAGUACACAAACAUUCACAAACAUGUAAAAAGAGAAGUAAAGCUGUAUGCAGAUUUGGUUUUCCCCUUCCUCCUCUUGAAAAGACCUUGACUUUGGAGCCACUUGAAUGUGAGGUAGACAAAUAUAGGAAAAUGUAUGAUGAAAUUCAGAAACAGUUAAAUGAUAUGAAAAAUGGAUGCGAUUUGUCCUACAAGGAACUCCUAAGCACUGUGUUAAAGAUAUCUGAGGAAGAUUACAUUAAAUGCAUUAGAAGUUCACUGAGAGGUCCAAAGGUUUUUCUAGAGAGAAAGCCAUGUGAUAUGAGGGUCAACUCUUACAACAGUGUUGUUCUUGAUGCUUGGAGAGCUAACAUCGAUAUACAGUAUAUUUUGGACCCAUAUGCUUGUGCUAUGUACAUUGUUUCUUACAUAAGUAAAUCUCAAAGAGGGAUGAGUGAUUUACUAAGCAGAGCAGCAAAGGAAGCUAGAGAAGGAAAUCUUGACAUUAAAAGACAGGUGCGCCACAUUGGAAACCAUUUUCUCAACAGUGUUGAAGUUGGAGCACAGGAAGCAGCAUAUUUAGUGUUACAAAUGCCAAUGACAAAAGCAUCAAGAGAUGUAGUUUUUAUCAACACAAGUCCAUCAGAUGACCGAGUUAUUCUCAUCAAAACAGAUGCAGAAUUAGAAAAAUUGACACCAAAUUCUACAGAUGUGGAAUGUAGCAAUAUAAUUAAACGGUAUGCAAAACGCCCAAAACAGCUUGAAAACUGGUGUUUAGCUGAUUAUGUAUCACAACUAGAUGUUGUAUUCCCAAAAGAUGAUGAAAAGGAGUUGAUUGAAAAGGAAGUGAACGAUGAUGAUGAUGAUAAGAACAAUAUGUCAAAUGAUGAGGAAGAGAAUGAUUCAGAUCUUGACUUUGGUGAAAGUGAUACACUUGUUACUUUGAGAAACGGCAUAAAAAUUAGACGACGAAAAGUACCUAGGGUAAUUAGAUAUGUGCGUUUUAAUAUCAAAACGGAUCCAGAAAACUACUACAGAGAAAAGCUUAUGUUAUUUUUGCCUUGGAGAGUUGAAUCGGUUGAUCUAAUAUCUGGAAGUGACUCAUUUGAGAAAUCCUUUAAUCGUAGGAAAUCCUUUUUAACAAACAAAGUCAAGGAAUAUGAAUACAAUGCCGAACAGCUUGAUGCAGCUCUGCAAAUGGCAAGUGAGGAUUUUUCAGAAGCUUAUGAUGAAUUGGCACCAAAUGCUCAACAAACAGAAGGAGAGGAUGAAAAUGAAGGAUCUCGUGAAUCUGAGAACUUUGUCCCAUUUAAUCCUGAGAGACCAGUUGAACAAAGACAGUAUGAUUUAGGUUCUGAUAUAGGCAUUCCAUCAACAAGACAAAUAACAGAAGACAGUUCUGUUAGAUUAUCAGACAGUGAAUACUUGCAACUUUUAGGAAGUCUAAAUGUAAAGCAGCGGGAAUUUUUUAAUCAUGUUGUGCAGUGGGUCAAAACAAAGAAAGAACCUAUUUAUACAUUUUUAUCUGGAGGUGCUGGUGUUGGCAAAUCCGUUUUGAUAAGGGCACUUUAUCAAGCUCUGCACAGAUACCUAUGUUCCACAGAAGGUGAAAAUCCAGAUGACAUGAGAAUACUUCUGUGUGCUUAUACUGGCAAGGCGGCAUACAACAUCGGAGGAGCAACUAUAGCAUCUGCUUUCCAUCAAAAAAUUAAUCAAAGUCAACAAAGUUUGCACUCUGACGAAUUGAACACUUUUCGUACAAAGUACCAAAACCUAAAAGUAAUCAUUAUUGAUGAAAUAUCAAUGGUGGGAAACAGAUCAUUAGCACUCAUUGACAGUCGUCUACAACUUCUCACAGGCAUCAAGAAACCAUUUGGUGGUAUAAGUAUCAUUGCUGUUGGUGAUUUUUUCCAACUUAAGCCUGUGAUGGAUCGUUGGAUCUUUCAAGACUUAAAUCAUGAUGCCCAAGUUCUUGCAAGCAAUCUUUGGAAGGAGCAUUUUUCUAUUUUUGAGUUGAACGAAAUCAUGCGCCAAAAAGAUGAUAUUGAGUUCGCUCAACUUCUGAAUCGCCUACGUUACAAUGCAAUGACAGCAGAAGACAUGAAUGUGAUACACAGAUGCAUGAUAACAGAAACAAGUGACAAUUAUCCACAUCAUGCUCCUCAUCUCUUUACACAGAAUUCUAAAGUAGACGCAUACAACAAUCAGUUGAUUGAAAAUCUUGGAGGAGAAAAGGUCACAGUGAAUUCAGUUGAUUCUGUUAUUAAAGAUUAUUCAAAAGAAGUUAAGGAAAAACUGCUAAGAUCUCUUCUUCAAGCAGAUGAUGUGAGCAAAACUGCCAAUUUGAUGCAAAAUUUGAUUCUUGCUGUUGGGAUGAUAUAUGAUAUCUCGGUCAAUGUUGACGUAUCUGAUGGUUUGACAAAUGGUUCAUCAUGUAAAGUGCAAUUAAUUGAAAGGAGAAUGGAAGGUAUAUCAAGGCCAAGCAUAGUUUGGGUAGAAUUUUUUGACUCUGGAAUUGGAAAAACUGCUCGAAGGAAAUACAGACAUUUAUUUCAUGAUGGAAUUUCUGAGAACUGGACACCAAUUUUUGAAGUUCAACGGUCUUUUCUUUUGAAUUACAAUACUUUUCAGAGAAUCCAAUUUCCAUUACGGCCAGCUGCAGGAAAAACAAUUCAUAAAGCCCAAGGUUGCACAGUUGAUGAAAUUGUAAUUGAUAUGUCUCAAACAAAAGUGAGAAAAAUUCCCCACAUCCACUAUGUAGCACUUAGUCGGGUAAGAUCUCUUCACAAACACUUUCCACAAAUUCAAAAUGAGCCAAACAUUCUUGCUUCAGAUGUAGUUGGAUUCUCAGAGACAAGAUUAACUAGUGCAGAUGUGGAAAAUUAUCAACUUCAGGGAUACACAGCAAUAUUUAACCAUGAGACUUUAGAUAGUUCUGAUAGACGUCCACAUCAUGGAACAGCACUGUAUGUGAAAGACAUUUACAAGACAACUUGCAUCUCAAAGAACAAAGCUCAUUACCAGCUAUAUACUGUCGGACAUCGUGCUGUAGCCCAGGCCAACCUGAUGGCUAUGAGGGUAAGCUGGAACAAAGAUGGCAAUCACCAUAUGGACAACAGCACUGAGGUCGACUUGAUAGUUAUGAGGACAAAUCAGAACAAAGAUGGCAACCACUACACAGACAACAAUACAGAAGUGGAGGUAGAGGUAGAUGACAGAAGUUACUUAAAAGGAACAAUGACAGGUUUGGAGUGA